Messenger RNA from Habropoda laboriosa, 3460 nucleotides. RefSeq lists its product as uncharacterized. The transcript is spliced from 12 exons. The record is from RefSeq and is a predicted model, not a curated record. Gene Ontology annotation, molecular function: chitin binding; GPI-anchor transamidase activity; protein binding. Gene Ontology annotation, biological process: attachment of GPI anchor to protein; proteolysis; protein localization to cell surface. Gene Ontology annotation, cellular component: GPI-anchor transamidase complex; extracellular region. Lineage: Eukaryota; Metazoa; Arthropoda; Insecta; Hymenoptera; Apidae. Bases 1 to 2748 code for a protein of 915 amino acids.
AUGAGAUGUGAAGCACGAGGACUACGCGGCGUGGAGCUGGCGGGAGCGAAGGCGGAAGUUAAGAAGCCAAAGCUGCCGAAGGCGGUCGCAGGGGCGGCGGCAGCUCGAGGGGGCACCUGGCGGGGGCCGCCUGAGAUGACGACCCUGCGACGGGGUAUCGUGCCACCCCGAUGCAAUACUUACUUCCUGGUUUCGUUGAUCGGACUAUUGCUUCAAACGCAGUCCGUCACUGGCGGCAUAUGCUGGUCUUCCAUCAGCAACGGUCGCUGUAAGGAAUUAUUGUCGCAAGGAGUGACAAAGGAAGACUGUUGCGCUUCGAACGCGGCGGCAGCGACAGCGUACUCUGAGGAAGACCUCGAUAGCGGAAGCCUCUUUUUUUGGAGAGUGCUCGGUGGAGGUGUGCAGUGUCGUCCUUGCAGAGAAAGUUGCACAGAGGUGAGGUGUGAGGAAGGGAAAAAAUGCGUCGUACGUAGAGGAAGACCAAGGUGUGUGUGCAGCCCAGAGUGCAAAGCACCAAGAGGCGGAGGUCCGGUCUGCGGGACGGACGGCAAGAGUUACAAAAAUCUCUGCAGACUGAAGAAACGUGCUUGCAAGAAGGGAAGCCACGAGCUAGCGGUUGCCUAUAACGGCCACUGCCAAAGUUCGUGCGCACGGGUCCGGUGCGGCCAAGGCCGGAGCUGCCUGCUGGACCAGAACCUGAGCCCGCACUGCGUGAGGUGCGCCCGCAGGUGCCCCCAGCCGCCCCCGCAACAGCGAGCCGCUGCACGCCCCGUUUGCGGGGCCGACGGAAACACCUACAAGAGUGCCUGCCACCUGCGACUCGCCGCCUGCCGCGCAGGUCGCGCCAUUCCCGUCGCCUAUAAGGGCCACUGCAAACAAAACGCAGACUGCACUACGAUUCGUUGUCGCGAGGGUCAAACGUGUCUGUCGGAGAUGAAAUCGGGACGACCACGUUGCGUGACCUGUACCUAUCGUUGCCCCCGGAAGCGGGAGCGCGUCCGGAACCGGACACACCGUGAUCGAGAUCCAUCGGCGACCAUGUUGUGCGCCACUAACAAUAUCACCUAUCCCAGCUGGUGUCACAUCGUCAAGGACGCCUGCGUUACCGGCUUCGUCCUCGAGACGCGACACGCUGGACCCUGCAACGCCUACGACACGUCUCCUCUCUAUAUGGAGGAGGACAACACCUCGAGCAAUUACGGCGUCGAUCUGGCAGACGAGGACGCGAGAUUCGAGGACGCAGCCGAAUCGUUAUCGUACAACGGGCAGACUCAUCUACAGUUUGUAAACAAUAGCAAAGGCUAUCGUAGUAAAAAAGUUACGUUCUUGGAAGCAAUAAUAAAUUAUAUAAGAAUUCAUGUGAUACCCAUUUGUAAUAAAAUGUAUUUAAAAUUCUUCGUUACUUUGUGCAUUUUUCAUUUAAAUUAUGCCUGGGAGAUACCGGAGAAUUUUGCGAAAACAGGUCAUUCGAAUAAUUGGGCGGUAUUAGUUGAUACAUCACGAUUUUGGUUUAAUUAUCGACAUGUUGCAAAUGUGUUAUCUAUUUAUCGAAGCGUUAAACGCUUAGGAAUUCCAGACUCACAGAUCAUUCUAAUGAUAGCAGAUGAUAUGGCCUGCAAUCCAAGAAAUCCUAGACCAGCAACUGUGUUCAAUAACAUCAAGCAACAUAUUAAUGUUUAUGGAGAUGAUGUAGAAGUAGAUUACAGGGGUUAUGAAGUUACUGUAGAAAAUUUUGUUAGAUUAUUAACCGGUCGAUUAGCACCAGAGACACCAAGAUCUAAGAAGCUGUUAACAGACGAAGGGUCUAAUAUCUUGAUUUAUCUUACUGGUCAUGGUGGAAAUGGAUUUCUAAAAUUUCAAGAUUCUGAAGAAAUCACUAGUAAAGAACUUGGAGAUGCAUUGGAGCAAAUGUGGCAGAAAAGAAGAUAUCAUGAAAUUUUGUUUAUUGUUGAUACUUGCCAGGCAAGUUCAAUGUAUGAGACAUUUUAUUCUCCAAACAUUUUAGCAGUUGCUUCUAGUUUAGUAGGAGAAGAGUCACUUUCUCAUCACUUGGAUCCUGCUAUUGGUGUUUAUAUUAUAGAUAGAUAUACAUUUUAUGCAUUGGAUUUUCUAGAAAAAGUAGAACCAUCUAGUCCCAGAACUUUAGGAGAAUUUCUUAAAGUAUGUCCUAAGCAUUAUUGCUUAUCAACUGUAGGAGUUAGGAAGGAUUUAUUUAGAAGAGAUCCUGAUAAAGUACCGGUCACAGAUUUCUUUGGAUCACUGAGGCCUAUAGAAUUAACUACAAGUAUAAUGAACGUUCUGCCUCUAAAAACAAACAAAACAACAUCUAUUGAACCGAAAAGGAAGUAUUCCUACCUCGCACAAUUUCCCGAUGUAACAAAGUUUACGCACAAUUUUUUUCAGAUGCGUUUCCUGCUUUCCUAUUUGUCAAUACUUCUUUCAAUCUGUACGUUGUCAUUCGCGCUCAGAUUGAAUGAUAAAUUUGUCGAGGUACAUGAAAUUGACAAAAACAUAUUAGAGAAUCAACUACCCCCUCAAGAACCGGCGAAUCAUUCAUUUCCAACGAAGCCAACGGUUCCUCAGAUUCCAAUCUGUGCAAGGGAAGGACACUUCAGGGAUCCAUAUAACUGCAGAAAAUUCUAUUUCUGUCAAUAUCAAAACGCAAUUCCUAAGGCUUUCUACUGUCAACUGGGUCUAGUAUUUGAUACGUUUACGAACACCUGCACCUCUGGCUAUGUAGAUUGUUGAUCGGUUAGUUCGACGCAACGUUCGAAGAUCAAAACAAUUCCUUUGACUGUGUUAUUGUAUUUAUUCAUUCUCUUGUAAGCUUUUGUAAAUAAUCUACAGCGUUUCUAUAUUUAUUUAUAUAAAAUAUUCUUCUUAAAUUAAUUGUGCAAGUUACUUAGUAACUAAAAUACUACGAAGUGCAUUCUUUAUUGGAUAUGAAAUGUGUACGAAGCGUUAUUCUCGUUGCUUGCCGGUGAGUAAUAUUAAAUUAGAAAGUUAUAUGGCGAAAUUUGUAAAUAAAAUGAAAUACUUAACUGCGUAUAAACAACAGUUUAGAAUUAACAGAGAGCGCAGUUCAAAUGAAAAAGUUUCUCCUGUAGAAAGUUGACGAAUAAUAUACGUACAACAAGGGUAGAAUGAAUCAUGAUUUUAUUUGUUAUAUAAUAAUAUCUACAAUAAAAAUACCACAUCGUUUGAAAAACAAUUUUCGUUACAAUUAUACAGUGAUUUUAUAUAAUAAUAUAAUAUUUAGGUUUUCGUUCCAAAUAAGAUGUAGCGACGAACAUACACCUCGCAGUGGGAGUGAGAAAAUACAUUUUUUUUUGUUGCAAAUUCCACAUUGAUUUCUUCACUCAGCGUUAUUUCUUUCAUUUUAUUUUUUUUUUUCAUCUUUUUUUUUUUAUGCAAUACGCAACGAACACACUCGAAACGACAUUCAACGACGCGACGUAGU